GAAGGGCGCUUGGACCCCCACGGCGAUCUGUGUUUGGGUUCGGACUCUGGGAGGAUUUUGGCUUUGCUCGCCUUCCUCUUUCAGAAGACUCGAGAUCGGCCAGCAGGUCUGCGAGAUUUGAAACGCGACUGUUACUCCUUGUUUGCCGGUUCUGGCCGCGGGAGCCUCUCGGGAAGCGUGGAAAGAAGGGUAGGGCGUAUGCCUAGUGACCGCCUCUGGUUGUGGGGCUCGCGCCUGGCGCAGCUACGUGGAGUCGCUCUCUCUUCGUCACUUUGGGUUGCAGACUUGUUGAGUAGAAGUGCAGACUGAUGCUUUAAGACUCGGGGAAAGGUCUUUCCCUUAUCUCCACCCCAUCAAGCAACCCAGAGGCCUUGGAGAUUUGUCUUGUUUCUAGACACGUGUACUCGAAUGUUGUGCGGAGGACUUAAAUAUUCGAGAAGGGAGUGGGAACUCCUGGAAUUUCUGUGUAUUUCGAAAGCUGACUUUUAACUACCGGCAGCGUGGGAUUCGUGAUUGUUUUUCGCCAUCGUGUGGCUCCAACAUGUACUUCCCUUCUUGGUUAAGUCAGCUGUACAGGGGUUUAUCCAGACCCAUCCGAAGGACCACCCAACCGAUCUGGGGUUCUCUCUACAGAAGUCUGGUGCAGAGUUCACAGAGGAGAAAUCCAGAAUUCAGUAGCUUUGCUGUCCGGACCAACACAUGUGGAGAGUUGCGUUCAUCUCACUUAGGCCAAGAAGUCACCUUGUGUGGAUGGAUUCAGUACCGAAGGCAAAACACAUUCUUGGUCCUAAGAGAUUUCCAUGGGCUUGUUCAAGUUGUCAUUCCGCAGGAUGAGUCGGCAGCCUCUGUGAGGAAGAUUUUAUGUGAAGCCCCUGUAGAAUCUGUGGUGCAAGUGUCUGGUACAGUCAUUUCCCGUCCUGCAGGACAGGAGAAUCCAAAAAUGCCAACAGGUGAGAUUGAAAUCAAAGUUAAAACAGCUGAACUUCUGAAUGCCUGCAAGAAGCUGCCCUUUGAAAUUAAGGACUUCAUGAAGAAAACAGAGGCUCUUCGGUUGCAGUAUCGCUACUUAGAUUUGCGUAGUUUCCAAAUGCAAUAUAACCUGCGACUGAGGUCCCAGAUGGUCAUGAAGAUGCGGGAAUAUCUCUGUAAUCUACAUGGGUUUGUGGAUAUAGAAACCCCCACAUUGUUUAAGAGGACCCCAGGGGGUGCCAAAGAGUUUUUAGUACCAUCCAGGGAACCUGGAAAGUUUUAUUCUCUCCCUCAGAGUCCUCAACAGUUUAAGCAACUUUUGAUGGUUGGCGGUUUAGACAGAUAUUUUCAGGUUGCCCGAUGUUAUCGAGAUGAAGGUUCAAGACCAGACAGACAGCCUGAAUUUACUCAGAUUGACAUAGAGAUGUCUUUUGUAGACCAGACUGGGAUCCAGAGUUUAAUUGAGGGUUUGCUCCAAUAUUCCUGGCCCAGUGACAAAGAUCCUGUGGUUGUUCCUUUUCCCACUGUGACUUUUACUGAGGCGCUGGCCACCUAUGGAACUGAUAAACCCGACACUCGCUUUGGAAUGAAGAUUAUAGAUAUCAGUGAUGUGUUCAGAAACACAGAGAUUGGAUUUCUUCAAGAUGCACUUAGUAAGCCCCAUGGAACUGUGAAAGCCAUAUGUAUCCCUGAAGGAGCAAAAUACUUAAAAAGGAAAGACAUUGAAUCCAUCAGAAAAUUUGCAGCUGACCAUUUUAAUCAGGAAAUCUUACCUGUAUUCCUUAACGCCAAUAGAAACUGGAAUUCUCCAGUUGCUAGCUUCAUAAUGGAAUCGCAAAGACUGGAAUUAAUAAGACUAAUGGACACCCAAGAGGAAGAUGUGGUCCUACUAACUGCUGGAGAGCACAAUAAAGCAUGCUCUUUGUUGGGAAAAUUACGACUGGAAUGUGCUGACCUUCUAGAAACAAGAGGAAUGGUGCUCCGUGACCCCACUCUGUUCUCUUUUCUUUGGGUGGUAGAUUUCCCACUCUUCCUCCCCAAGGAGGAAAAUCCCAGAGAGCUGGAAUCGGCCCACCACCCAUUUACUGCUCCCCACCCCAGUGACAUACACCUCCUGUACACUGAGCCCAAAAAGGCCCGUAGCCAACACUAUGACUUGGUUUUAAAUGGCAAUGAAAUAGGAGGUGGUUCGAUUCGAAUUCACAAUGCAGAGCUACAGCGUUAUAUCCUGGCAACUUUACUAAAGGAGGAUGUGAAAAUGCUCUCCCAUCUGCUCCAGGCUUUAGAUUACGGGGCACCCCCUCAUGGAGGAAUUGCCUUAGGGUUAGACAGACUGAUAUGCCUUGUCACUGGAUCUCCAAGCAUCAGAGAUGUCAUAGCCUUCCCAAAGUCCUUUCGGGGACAUGACCUCAUGAGCAAUGCCCCAGAUUCUAUCCCUUCGGAGGAACUGAAGCCCUAUCAUAUCCGAGUCUCCUGGCCAACAGACUCCAAAGCAGAAAGAGCUCAUUGAGUCAUGCAUACCAUCCAAAAAGUUGAGCUUUUAGGUUUUGUAUACCAUGCAGGAAGUUAGCUUUUAGGUUUUGUCCUCUUUGCUUCCCCAAGGCUAAAAUCAGAUCUAGAGUUCUGCCACAGGUCUGACAAUCAAGUCUUUAGAUGGAAGGAAUCCAGGCAACAUUCUUCGCCACAAUGAAGAAACAGAAGAUACCCAAUUUUGACUCGAUCUCAUGCAUCAUUCGGAUUUUUUUUGGUUAGGACUUUUUUUUGAAGUUCCUUUUUACUUAGGUGUGAAAGAUGGUUCUUUGUUGGAAUAAUAUAGUGGUUUAGUGUUUUCAAAUCAUGUUUUUCAUACCCAGAUAGUAGAUUAUUCACUUACGACAGAGGUAAUCAGAUCAUGUGUGAAAUGUGAGAAAAUGCUUGCCCCUGUAAACUAGUGAGUUGAUAGAGAGUUUGCUUCAUAAUCCUCAUCAAGAGAAUCAUAUAAAUUAAGCUUUAUAAUGACAUUUCAACCAUCAACAUAAUGCAAUGAGGAGUAGCAUAUUUUAUAAUAAUGCAGAAAACAUCACUGAAAUGAGAGUCACAAAUUUUUUUUCAGCCUGAGCAAGUUACGUAAACCUCUCUUAGCCUCUCUUCCUGCUAAUGUGUAGAAUACAUACUUUCCCUGGCUACUUCAUAGGGCUUUUAUUGCUGGAAUCAGAGGAGAUAACAUAUAUGGAAGAUAAGUGAAUAAAAGUACUCUGAAAAACUAUAAAGCAUUCCAGAAAUGUGAGAUGAUCUUAUCCAUCCAUAAAUAGGUAGAUAUAUCUCUAUAUAUUUAGUUUCAGAUUAAACAAAACUGACGUCAAUAGUAAAAGUCAUUUUACUUA
Messenger RNA from Chlorocebus sabaeus (green monkey), 3332 nucleotides. It is a transcript of the gene DARS2, whose product is annotated as aspartyl-tRNA synthetase 2, mitochondrial. Lineage: Eukaryota; Metazoa; Chordata; Mammalia; Primates; Cercopithecidae. Gene Ontology annotation, cellular component: cytoplasm; mitochondrion. Gene Ontology annotation, biological process: aspartyl-tRNA aminoacylation. The record is from RefSeq and is a predicted model, not a curated record. Gene Ontology annotation, molecular function: ATP binding; aspartate-tRNA ligase activity; nucleic acid binding.